This is a messenger RNA of Penicillium vulpinum, 300 nucleotides long. RefSeq lists its product as uncharacterized. The transcript is spliced from 2 exons. The record is from RefSeq and is a predicted model, not a curated record. Lineage: Eukaryota; Fungi; Ascomycota; Eurotiomycetes; Eurotiales; Aspergillaceae. The coding region runs from base 1 to 300 and encodes 99 amino acids.
AUGGCAACUUACGCUAACUUACUCGAUACCACAACAAUUACCGGCAAUGAACGAGAAUUCCUCACAUCGCUCCUUGCCCAGAGUGGAAUCAACCAUCAGGACCCCAUCCUUGCUCCUGAGCGAUCCGCGGGUUCUUCCACAAUUGCAACCCGUCCACAUACCAGUACCACUACACCGAGAAGGACGGCAGAUAAAGGCACGCAAUUGCCAUGGAACAUCAAUGACUAUGAAAUACUGCUAUUCAAGGCGCUAUUCAACAUUUCCGUUACAGGUGAUGGUCCACGGCAAUCCACUGGCUAA